Molecule: messenger RNA, 4426 nt
Organism: Perca flavescens (yellow perch)
Lineage: Eukaryota; Metazoa; Chordata; Actinopteri; Perciformes; Percidae
Gene: nolc1
Product: nucleolar and coiled-body phosphoprotein 1
Exons: 14
Coding region: 13-3138 (1041 amino acids)
Cellular component (GO): nucleolus; nucleoplasm
Molecular function (GO): protein binding
Source: RefSeq, a predicted model, not a curated record
GCGCAUGCGCACAUGCCCACAUGUGAAGUUCCGUUCCCUUCCUUUCCUUCCAGAAAGAGCGUGGUGAAGAUGGCGGCGCAAAACUCGAUGCCGAGCGAUCUUUACAAAAGCGUAUAUUCAUUUCUGCUGGAGAACAAGUUCACAAAGGCCGCUCAGCAGUUUCUGAAACAGACUAAAGUGACUCCACAAGAUCCAAAUGAAGAGAGCCUCGUCAACAUCUACAACUUCUGGGUGAAGUCCCCUGAAGCCAAGAAACGAAAGGCGCUUCCUAACAAGGUUGAAGCUGCAAACGGUCCAGCAGCCAAGAAAGCAAAAACCAGUAAAGAGAGCUCCAGCAGCGAAGAGUCGAGCAGCGAGGAUGAAGAAGCUGUUGCAAAACCAACUAAGGCAGCCCCUGCAGCAGCCAAGGUGGUGCCAGCUAAAGCAGCGGCUACCAAAGCUGCAUCCAGCAGCAGUGAGGACUCCAGUGACUCUGAGGAGGAGAAGGCCCCUGCAAAGGCACCUGCAAAGGCCCCUGCAAAGGCUCCUGUGAAGUCGCCUGCUGCUCCGGCUGCAGGGAGGAAGAAGGACAGCAGCUCUAGCAGUGAAGAAUCCGAGGAUGAGCCGCCCGUUAAAGCUUCUACCCCAAAACCCAAGGCUGCUGCAGUUACAGCACCCAAACCAGCUGUUCCUGCUAAAGCUGUAGCUCAGAAAAAGCAGGAGAGCAGCAGCAGUGAAGAGAGUUCCUCAGAAUCUGAAGAUGAAAAGCCAGCCAAGGCUCCAGUCAAACCUGCCCCAGUAAAGACUGCUCCGGCUGCUGCUGAAUCAAGCAGCGAAGACUCUUCAUCUGAAGACGAGGCUCCGCCCAGCAAAAAACCCAAAGCAGGAGCGUACAGUGCAGUCCCACCUCCUGCUUCAGUCCAGAAAGCUCCAGCUGCUCCAGCAGCCAGCAAGGCCAAGGACAGUGACUCUUCAGACAGCAGUGAUGAGGAAGAAGAGAAGAAAGUAGCUGCGAAACCUGCACCGGUAAAAACCACUGCUGCCAAACCUGCUGUGGCCAAACCCGCUGCAAAGAAGCAGGAGUCCAGCUCUGAGAGCUCAGAUUCAAGCUCAGAUGAAGAGGAGGCAAAGAAGCCUGCAGUGAAGGUGACUCCCGCUAAGGCUGCUCCAGCCAAACCUGUUGCAGCUAAAGCCCCACCUGCUAAAGAAGACUCCUCGGAGGAUUCCAGCUCGGAGGAGGAGGAGGCGGCGGCAAAGAAGGCUGUAGCAAAGAAGCCCGCUGCUAAACCUGCACCGGCCAAGACAACCCCCGCUAAAAAAGACGAGUCCUCAAGUUCAGAUAGCAGCUCUGAAGAUGAGGCUCCAGCAAAACCUGCCACUAAAACUGCAGCCGUACCGAAACCUGCUGCUGCCUCUAAACCCCCAGCCAAGGCGGCUGAGAGCAGCUCUGAUUCUGAGGACUCUGAGGAUGAAGAAGAACCGGUGAAAGCCAAGCCAGCGACUAAGCCGGCUACCCCAGCCUCAAAGCCAGCUACUCCCGCAGCAAAGCCCGCUGCAGCAGAGAGCAGCUCAGACUCCUCCUCAGAAGAUGACGAACCAGCAGUCAAGGCUAAACCUGCAGCUGCUAAACCUGCGUCAAAGCCUGCUACCCCUGUAGCAAAGCCUGCUGCUGCUGCAGACAGCAGCUCAGACUCUGACUCCUCCUCAGAAGAUGAAGAACCAGCAGUCAAGGCUAAACCAGCAGUCAAGGCUAAACCUGCUACGCCUGCGUCAAAGCCUGCUACCCCUGUAGCAAAGCCUGCUGCUGCUGCAGAAGACAGCAGCUCAGACUCUGACUCCUCCUCAGAAGAUGAAGAACCAGCAGUGAAGGCUAAACCUGCAGCGGCUAAACCAGCUGCAGCUAAACCAGCUACUCCUGUAGCAAAGCCUGCUGCGGCAGAGAGCAGCUCAGACUCUGACUCUUCAGAAGAUGAAGAACCAGCUGUCAAGGCUAAACCUGCAGCGGCUAAACCUGCAGCGGCUAAACCUGCAGCGGCUAAACCUGGAGCGGCUAAACCAGCUACGCCUGCAGCAAAGCCUGCUGCAGCAGAGAGCAGCUCAGACUCUGACUCCUCUUCAGAAGAUGAAGAACCAGCAGUCAAGGCUAAACCUGCAGCGGCUAAACCAGCUACGCCUGCGUCAAAGCCUGCUACCCCUGUAGCGAAGCCUGCUGCUGCAGACAGCAGCUCAGACUCUGACUCCUCUGAUGAUGAGGAAGAACCAGUGAAGGCCAAGCCGCCAGCAGCAGCAGCAGCUAAACCAGCUACCCCGGUUACAAAGCCUGCUGCAAAGCCUCGGGCGGCAGCGGCCAACAGCUCUGACUCCGACAGCUCAGACUCUGAGAACGAGGCAGCCAAACCGGCAGUCAAGAAACCAACUGCGGCGGCGGCGGCCCCUGUUAGCACACCGACCGCCACAAAGGCAGCAGCGGCUCCAGCAAAGAAGGCUGAGGAGAGCAGCUCGGACUCCUCGGACAGCUCGGACUCAGAGACGGAGACAAAGUCCACUCCUGCUAAGCCUGCCGUCGCCAAUGGCAAGGCAGCGACACCCAAGACCCCAGUAAAGCCCGCAGAGUCCUCAUCCAGUGACAGCAGCUCUGAAGAGGAGGAAGAGGAGGCCAGUAAAAGUACUGUAAAACCUGCUACACCUGCCGCAACACCCAAGACAACCCCAGCAGCUAAGCCUAAAGAGAGCAGCAGCAGUUCCUCAGACAGCUCAUCAGAGGAGGAGGAAGCACCAGGCAAAGCAGCCACGGCCCCCACCACCCCCUCAACAAACGGUACAAAAAGUGAAAGUGAAGAGGAAGAGACGGAAGUCAAGACACCAAAAAACAAGAAAGUAACGACCACACCACAGACGUUUCCUAAAGCUAAUAAGUCCUCCAACGUACCCUUCCGUAGAAUAAGAGAGGAAGAAGUAACAGUGGAUCCCCGUCUUACAGACAACUCCUUUGAUGCAAAGUUUGGAGCCAACGGGGACUGGGGCCAGAAAGCCAACGAUGUGCUCAGGUUCACAAAGGGCAAGUCAUUCCGCCAUGAAAAGACGAAAAAGAAGAGGGGAAGCUACCGCGGCGGAGCCAUCUCCACCAACGUCAACUCUAUUAAGUUUGACAGUGACUAAGGUCCUUCGGACUCUCAUCCCUCCCACAUGAACUGAACUGUAUCCGUGUGAUCGGGACUUUGCGUUCUCUGCUUCCUCCCCCGGUAAACAGUCCCUUUUUCUCAUCGCUACCCAGGAGCACACUGGCAGGAAUGGGACCCAUAGAGCUGAGUUGGCACUUAACAUUUAGUUAGCUGCCCUUAGUUUGUAAUGGAGAGCAUUAGUUUGAUCUCUGAUCUGAAGCAACAGCUAGUGGAGCUGGUGCAGCAGCAGAGAGAUGUUCCCAGCUGUGACUUCAGACUGUACUGCUAAAGGUUGAGCUCCACGUGACAUUAUUACCACUUAUAGCCACUAGGUGGCUGCAGGCCAUCUGUUAAUGGUAAAACACCAAUGUGUGUUGGGUCCUGUUUUUUUUUUGUUGUUCUUUUUUGACUUCAUUCUCAAAUGAGGAAUGUCUUGUCAUUUCUUUGUACCAAUUUCCCGAUUUAUCUCUAUAUGAAUGACAGCCAUCCAUCCCAACAGGUUCUUUAUAGUGCGUUAAGAAAAGGCUGGUAUUGAUUUUUAAUGGUCACAUGGCUUCUUGAAUAUUGUUUGGUUGUUUGUCAAUUUUUAUUUGGCCACAUUUAAAAUGGGAAAGGGUGUGCGCUCGGGUUAUUUUCUCUAUUUACAUAACCCAAACAUUUGAAGAGUAGAACUGAGUUUUAUACUGUGUAUUUAUUUUUAUUCCAUUUCCAUGUUGAGGACCUCAGAUGGUCCAAUCCAUGCCAUUCUCAAACCAUUUUGUUUUGAAACUAUUACUUCUGUUAAGAUACCCUCGUUAACCCUCCCUAAUCUGUUCAUCAGUGGUAUUAAAUGUUUGACCAACUAAGAGCCAUUUAACUGAGAGCCAUGUUUGUUUCAAUUAUUUGUUCAAUUUACUGUAUGAAGUGAUUUGAACCUCCCUUUUUUUAGUUUUUUUUAAUUAUCAAUACUUGUAGCAAUUAUUAAAGACCUAAAAUAUUAGAUGUUUGUGUGAUUGUAAUCAUGAUUUUGAGGCUUCUUUACAUUUCUUUUACUCUUACUAUGAUACUGUAACUUGACUCCUAAUUAGUCCCCAGUAUUUCAUUAAGCGAUCUUUUUACAUACCGAAAUGGCAAGGACAUGUUUUUAGUAGGCGUUACAAAUAGGGAACAGAUUUGUUCGAUUGUUACACAUUCUGCAUGCCUACAGUCAUUAGCUCUCUCUUUUGUAUGUAACUAACAAUCCAGAUCAAUCAGUCAAAUCCAUCAUGUAUCUGUUUUUUUAUCUGAAAUUAAAGAGUAUUGGGGAA